AUGCCCUAUAUCCAGCCGAACUUUGCUCGUUAUUGGAGGCUCUUCAAGAACAAGAUUUGGCGUCGCGAAGCUUGCCCUAGCCGAAGGCAUGAAGGUAGCGAUCGCUUCAUCCAAUGCGGAACGAGUAGAGAAUGCAGUGGAAAGACUCUAAAAAUCAUCAAACAUACGAUUCACCGCCCCCCUAUUGAUCGGAAAGCUCUCUUUAAGGUUCUUCAAGUCCCACUGGAAAUCGUCUAUACAUUCACGAGCGGCAAGGUCGCCGAGCGGUCAUUGCCUCAAUACGCAGUCUUCGCUGCUUAUGCGGCAGGUAUGGGAGGUGCCACACGGAACUUAGCUCUGGACUUGAAACCCAUUCGUAUCAAUCAGGUAAACCCGGAGAGAGUUCUUACGCAACCCUGGGGAGUGGGAGCGGAAGCUCGAGUUGAGGAGGCCGCAAAGAAUGCACUCUUGGGGAAAUUGGGUAGACCGGAGGACACGACCGAAACGUAUAUUUGUCUGAUGAAAGACACCACGGCGACUGGGGUUGUCAUCAACAACAGUGGAGGAGAGUUUUUGGUUGAGAUCCGCACCAAUGCUUCUCACGGUGUAUAG
Molecule: messenger RNA, 591 nt
Organism: Talaromyces stipitatus ATCC 10500
Lineage: Eukaryota; Fungi; Ascomycota; Eurotiomycetes; Eurotiales; Trichocomaceae
Product: short-chain dehydrogenase, putative
Exons: 2
Coding region: 1-591 (196 amino acids)
Molecular function (GO): oxidoreductase activity
Source: RefSeq, a predicted model, not a curated record